UAGGAACCAGUAUAUCGGUGAAUACAGCACAAUUAGACGCGCCUGACCAUUACCACGAGGUUACACAUAGCUGUAGUUUAUGCUAGGUUAUGUAUGCAGGGAGAAUUGCAGUUGCUGUUUGGAAGUGAAAUAUUUUAUGGAGGCUUGGAAGGACGCGGGGGAGCGAGGAGCCGAAGUCGGGAAACUGGAGAUUGCUACAACGUACUGGAAACUACAGCUUCUGCUGGCUACGAGUAACCCACGCGCACGGGACGGGGUGGAAACAUGGCCGCGAAUGGCAACAAUUUAACAUCUGGGAUGGGAGAAAUUAUCCAACUGAACGUUGGUGGGACACGGUUCAGCACAUCUAGACAGACUCUCAUGUGGAUCCCAGACUCUUUCUUUUCAAGUUUGCUGAGUGGGAGAAUAUCAUCUCUACUGGAUGAAACUGGAGUUCACCUGCUUUCAAUAUACUUUGUACUAUAUACAAUAUACUCUGUACAGUUACCUGUACAUUGUGCAUCACUGUGUGUGUCCAGGCAGUUAGUCAAGUACUAUGGAAAGUACUAUGUUAUGUUUCCAGGUGCUGUGGUGGAUCCUAGGAAGGUGCUGAUUGUAGCUGGACAUCAUAACUGGAUCGUAGUGGCUUAUGCACACGCUGUCAUCUGUUACAGGAUAAAGGAGUCAUCAGGGUGGCAGCAGGUGUUUUCUAGCCCCUAUCUGGACUGGUCCAUUGAGAGAAUCGCUCUCAACGCCAAGGUGGUAGGCGGUCCCCAUGGCGAUAAGGACAAGAUGGUGGCAGCCGCCUCCGAUAGCAACAUCAUCCUCUGGAGCAUCCAGGACGGAGGUAGCGGCAAUGAGAUAGGUGUGUUUAGUCUGGGUGUACCAGUAGAUCAUCUAUUCUUCAUUGGGAACCAGCUUGUGGCCACCAGUCACAUGGGGAAGGUGUGGGUCUGGAACGCUGUCACACAGCAUUGGCAGGUGCAAGAUGUAGUUCCCAUCACCAGCUGUGACACAGCUGGCUCCUUCCUGCUUCUGGGUUGCAACAACGGAUCCAUCUACUAUAUAGACAUGCAGAAGUUUCCUUUGAGGAUGAAGGAUAAUGAUCUGUUGGUGACAGAACUGUACCACGACCCAUCUGACGAUGCCAUAACUGCCCUCAGUGUCUACUUCACACCCAAGACCAGUGUGAGUGGUAACUGGAUAGAGAUGGCGUAUGGGACCAGUUCUGGAGCAGUGAGGGUUAUAGUCCAACACCCUGAGACAGUAGGCUCUGGACCUCAGCUCUUCCAGACCUUCACUGUCCACCGUUCCCCUGUCACCAAGAUCAUGCUCUCUGAGAAACACCUGGUCUCAGUGUGUGCGGACAACAACCAUGUGCGUACGUGGACAGUGACGCGGUUCCAAGGCAUGAUCUCCACGCAGCCUGGCUCCACCCCCCUAGCCUCCUUUAAGAUCCUCUCAUUGGAGGAGACUGAGAGCCACGGCAGCUACUCAUCAGGCAAUGACAUUGGUCCAUUUGGGGAGAGAGACGACCAGCAGGUGUUUAUAGAUGCACUAUUGUAA
Molecule: messenger RNA, 1545 nt
Organism: Oncorhynchus gorbuscha (pink salmon)
Lineage: Eukaryota; Metazoa; Chordata; Actinopteri; Salmoniformes; Salmonidae
Product: BTB/POZ domain-containing protein KCTD3-like
Biological process (GO): protein homooligomerization
Molecular function (GO): protein binding
Source: RefSeq, a predicted model, not a curated record